Molecule: messenger RNA, 2153 nt
Organism: Podarcis raffonei (Aeolian wall lizard)
Lineage: Eukaryota; Metazoa; Chordata; Lepidosauria; Squamata; Lacertidae
Gene: ZC3H15
Product: zinc finger CCCH-type containing 15
Exons: 10
Coding region: 302-1597 (431 amino acids)
Biological process (GO): cytoplasmic translation
Cellular component (GO): cytosol
Molecular function (GO): metal ion binding; mRNA binding
Source: RefSeq, a predicted model, not a curated record
UCACGUUCGGCUUUUCCUCGUCUCUUCCCGUUCCCAUAAUGCUCUGCCGCUUCCGUCACUGACGGCUUGUCGCAAACGCGAAGCCCUCGUUCUGCCGGUGGUGGAUUCCAUCAGUCUCCCCUCACAGCUUGCCCGCCGCCACCACCACCACCACCACCACCCCCAGCCGAGCCCCCCUCCCCUCCGCUUGGCGGUUAAGCAAAGGCGUGGGGGUCGCUUUUGCUUCUGGGCCUCGGCGGCGUCUUCUUCCCUCCCCCCCACCCGUUCUCUUCCCUCCUCUUCCUCCCCCCCCCCUUCCGAAAUGCCCCCCAAAAAACAGGCACCGGCAGCAUCGGGGGCGGGUAACAAAAAGGCAGAUCAGAAAAAGAAGGAGAAGAUCAUCGAGGACAAAACCUUUGGCUUGAAGAAUAAGAAAGGAGCGAAACAGCAAAAGUUUAUCAAGGCUGUGACCCAUCAAGUUAAGUUCGGUCAGCAAAACCCACGGCAGGCUGGUCAAGCAGAAGGUGACAAGAAACUAAAGAAAGAUGAUAAGAAGAAAGAAUUACAGGAGCUGAAUGAGCUUUUCAAACCUGUGGUUGCCGCACAGAAAAUCAGUAAAGGUGCCGAUCCAAAAUCAGUAGUCUGUGCUUUCUUCAAGCAAGGGCAAUGCACAAAAGGGGACAAGUGCAAAUUUUCUCAUGACUUGACUUUGGAGAGAAAGUGUGAAAAGAGAAGUGUUUACAUUGAUGCCAGAGAUGAAGAUCUUGAAAAGGACACAAUGGAUAACUGGGAUGAAAAGAAACUGGAGGAGGUAGUGAACAAGAAGCAUGGUGAAGCUGAAAAGAAGAAACCCAAAACCCAAAUAGUCUGCAAGUAUUUCCUCGAUGCUAUUGAAAACAAUAAAUACGGAUGGUUUUGGGUCUGUCCUGGUGGAGGAGACAACUGUAUGUACCGCCAUGCACUCCCUCCUGGCUUCGUACUCAAGAAGGACAAGAAGAAAGAAGAAAAGGAAGAAGAAAUUUCUUUAGAAGAUCUAAUAGAAAAAGAGCGUGCAGCCUUAGGAGCAAAUGUUACUAAAAUUACUUUAGAGUCUUUUCUGGCAUGGAAGAAAAGGAAAAGACAAGAAAAAAUUAAUAAGGCUGAGCAAGAUAUGGAAAGAAGGAAAGCAGACUUUAAGGCUGGCAAAGCACUGGUGAUCAGUGGGCGUGAAGUGUUUGAGUUCCGGCCAGAGCUGGUCGAUGCAGAUGAUGAAGAAGCAGAUGACACCCGUUAUAUUCAAGGAACAGGUGAAGAUGAGGUUGAUGAGCAGGUGGAUGUAAAUGAUGUGGACUUGAACCUGUAUGUUCCAAAAGCCGUAGAUGAGACUGGAAUUACAGUAGCAAGUCUGGAACGAUUUAGCACAUACACUUCGGCUGAACAAGAUGAUAACAAGUUGAGUGAAGCUUCUGGAGGUGGACUGGAGAAUGGAGAACAAAGUGAUUUGGAAGCUGACAGCGACAUGGAGGGCACCCAGGAAAAUGGAGUAAUUGAUGCAGUCCCAGUUGAUGAAAAUCUUUUUACUGGCGAGGAUUUGGAAGAGCUAGAAGAAGAACUAAACACACUUGAUUUAGAGGAAUGAACAAGCAGCACAUGAAUUUAAAUCUACUUGACAACGUUAAUACUAUCUCCAUUCUUAUGUGGAGUACUCUUGGUUCCUCACAUGAUUCUGGAAAAAAAAACAUUAAACAGAAAUAUCUUUCCCCCCAAUUUUUUCCUGAUUCAGUCUUAACCAGCUUAAUAAACUUCCCAGAUAGUACACUGAGAAAGAACUCUCUUAAUGUACAAUGACGUAAUGAAAUCCCCGCCAAAAGUAGGAAGUCGAUCACAACUUUUCCAGGAUGUGUGAAGGGGCGUGUUGCUACCAAGUCCAGGAAGAGGUCAAGAAUUUCUUCAGUAGAACUGCAUUUGAAAUAAGUAUUUUGAGUGAUUAAGUUUGUGCUACAAUACUGUAAGUCGAAGUGAUAACAGGUUGAAAUGGCUGUGUUCUUAAAAGUGCUGGAAUUGCUUUUGAUUAUUUGACCAAACAGAUACCUAAGGUAGAGAUUCAUAAAAUCACACAAGUAUGGUCCCUGCUUCUAAAUUUUAAAGUUAAUCCACCAAGGUGUAAAUAAAGACUAUCUGGUUAAAAAAACAAA